Kwoniella shivajii is the source of this 504-nucleotide messenger RNA. RefSeq lists its product as uncharacterized. The transcript has 3 exons. NCBI's taxonomy places the organism in Eukaryota, Fungi, Basidiomycota, Tremellomycetes, Tremellales, Cryptococcaceae. The record is from RefSeq and is a predicted model, not a curated record. Bases 1 to 504 code for a protein of 167 amino acids.
AUGAAGUCCUUUUCUCCAUUCCCAGCCACUGUAGUAACUCUAUUACCUCUUCUAGCACUCACAUCCGCCCAGAGUUCCGACGAUACAAUCGCAGUAGUCAAUAUCAAUAUUCCCGUUUGGACUACUAUCGGCGCAGCUAAUCCACCAUAUGGAUACAACGUUGGGCCAGGUGCGAUGCCAAUGGAGAUUUCUCAAUCGUAUAUUAAAGAUAAAGACCAUCCAUUCGAGUUUUGGUAUGAAGUAUAUGAACAUAACGAUAACUUGGAUGAUAAAUCUUGGCUUGAAAAACCGCCUUACUGGAUGAUCACAUGUGAAGUCCAAGUCGAAGAUGGAUAUAAUGCUCCUUCCGAAUUCACUUUCAUCGAUGCUCCGCCUUAUCUUCUGGCUGCAUCCGAUGGCAAAGCCAGGAUAUUCUGUCCCAGAGAUAAGAUGACUUGUCCGAACAACAAAUGUGAUGGGGCACAUGCUUUACCUACAGGGGAUCUAGAUUCUCAUAAACUCUAA